Messenger RNA from Thyridium curvatum, 1332 nucleotides. RefSeq lists its product as uncharacterized. NCBI's taxonomy places the organism in Eukaryota, Fungi, Ascomycota, Sordariomycetes, Thyridiales, Thyridiaceae. The record is from RefSeq and is a predicted model, not a curated record. The transcript has 3 exons. The coding region runs from base 1 to 1332 and encodes 443 amino acids.
AUGGUCUUUCUUCGAAAUAUGUUGCCUUCGGCAGCUUUUGUCCAGGUCGGACUACUGCUCUUGUCCGCAUGCGUCCAAUCGGCACCGGCGAGCUCGGGACUCGCUGUCGACACUCGCCAAGCCGGCGACGAUGGACACUGGGUUGCUACGUGGACCUCAAUGCCACAGCUGGUAGAGCCAGACAACAUGCCGCCUGUACCCUUCAGAGGCGGCACGACACUCAAGGACGCCACCCUCCGGCAGACACUACACAUGUCCAUCGGCGCCCCCCGUAUCCGCGUCCAGAUCUCGAACACCUUUGGCGGCUCCGACCUCCCCAUCACCGCGGCCUCGCUCGCGCUGCCGACGGGCGGCAAGGCCGGCGUCGGCGGCAUCGACACCUCGACGCUGACGGCGCUGACGUUCGACGGCGGCAAGGCGUCGACGACUGUCCCGAGGGGCAAGGUGGUCUACUCGGACCCCGUCGACUUCAAGGUCGCGCCCGAGUCCAUGCUCACCGUCAGCCUGUACUCGCAGGCGGGGCAGCAGGGAAGCAGCAUCACGGGCCACCCGGGCAGCAGGACCACGAGCUGGAUGCAGCAGGGCAACCACGUCAACGCGUCGAGCGUGGCGGGCACGAGCACCAAGCACUGGUACUGGGUCAGCGUCGUGGAGGCAUGGGCGCCGCUGGACAGCAGCGCGUUUGUCAUUCUGGGCGACAGCAUCACCGACGGGCGGGGGAGCAUCGACGACGCGAAUAACCGCUGGCCCGACCUCCUCCUCGCCCGCAUGCAAAAGUCCCCCGCGACGGCCAAGAUCGGCGUCAACAACCAGGCCGCCGGCGGCAACCGCGUGCUGCAGGACGGCCUGGGCCCCUCGCUCGUGAGCCGGUACAAGCGCGACGCCAUUGGGCAGCAGGGCGUGAAGUGGGUCAUGGUCUUCGAGGGCGUCAACGACAUCGGCACGGCCGGCGCGGACGCGGGCUCGCAGUCGCGCGUCGGGGACCAGCUGAUCGCCGCCCUGAAGCGCAUCGCGGCCGACUGCAGGGCCGCCGGCUUGCGGGUGUUCGCCGCGACCAUCACGCCGUUUGGCGGCAGCGGGCAGAGCUACUCCAGCCCCGUGCGGGAGCAGACGCGGCAGAAGGUCAACCAGUGGAUCCUGACGAGCGGGACGUUUGACGCCGUCGUCGACUUUGGCAAGAUGCUCGGCAGCGGCGGGUCGGCGACGAGCAGCCAGCUGGCGAGCCAGUACGAUGGAGGGGAUCACCUGCAUCCCAACGUGGCGGGCUACCAGCACCUGGCGGACCAGUUCCCUUUGGAGAUCUUUGCGGGGAAUAGCACGGCAUCGGCAUAG